Cotesia congregata is the source of this 1194-nucleotide messenger RNA. NCBI's taxonomy places the organism in Eukaryota, Metazoa, Arthropoda, Insecta, Hymenoptera, Braconidae. The record is from the annotation of a GenBank genome assembly.
AUGAUUGAAUUUAAAAAAUAUUUUUUUUUGACUUCGCUAUUUUUGCAAUUAUUUACUUUCAACACAGCUUCGAUAAUAAAGGAUCGAGUUCCUUCAGAUAACCUGGAGAAUGAUUCGAUAAAAACCGUUCUCCAAACAUUAGUACCCAUUAUCCAACUUCAUGGACCUGACUUUGGACUUCAUAUAUGUGAUGGAGUAUUAAUUCAUCCCCGAGCUGUUUUCGCAUCUAGAGCUUGUAUCCGAAAUUAUUUACCACAUUCUUAUGCAGUCAGUAUUUACAAAUGGAAAAACAGCCGAGCUUCGAUAAAUCGAACUCAGCUACACAGAGUUCAGUACUUCUUGAAUAGUUACGUUUAUUUCGGAUUCUUGAAACAGGAUAAAUCUCUUUUGAACAUCCAAUCAGAAAACUAUGAAUAUAUAAAUAUGAAGACGCCAGUACUUUUGGUGUUAAAAGAGCCGAUAAACUCGAUGGUUCCAGCGACUUUCACACAUUCAAUGACAUCGCAAGACAUGCACAAUAAACAAAAAUCCAAAGAAUGCUAUCGUCUUGAGAUUGCUCCAAAUUUUUCUCAAACAAAUUCGAGUAUUGAAUCUGCAAUUCUUUACAAGGUAAUACCUGACGGUAAAAUUCUGACGCCUUCAGAGAUAAAGACCAUCUAUUAUGCUUCUGUUCACCAAAAAUUUGUCGAUGACAUAAAAAAUAAUGGCAAUAUUUCACUCUUGUAUGUUAGUUAUGACUCUAUUUUCGUAACCAGCUCCCAAAAAAUCGUUGACAAUACAAUUUCUAGAUCCUCAGGGUCUCCGCUAGUUUGCCGACGUCAUCCCCAAGAUCCUUUUCAACUAACGGGAAUUUUAAUUGAUACACUCGACAAUUUCCCGGCGUAUUUUGCCAUUAAUGAAAUCUGGACGAAGCAAAAGCUAGUUUUUCUUAACAGUCUUAAGCAAUAUAUUUAUAAAAUUACUCUCCUAUUGUCACUGACAAUGUUUUGGGAUUUUCCAGCAUCUGCUGGUACAUUGAUUGAAUCUGUCACUACUCUGAUAAUCAAAGAACCGGUAGUAGCACCACUAAUAAUAGACUGGUUGGUCCCGAUUUUGCAUAUUGGUAACCUUCAGAAUCAUUACUUAUACUUUUGUAGUGGGGUAUUAAUUCACUCUCGAGUUGUUUUAUCUGCUGGAAAAGCUUUUGACGAGUGA